UCUACCUAACACACAACACAAGAAAGAAUAUUAAUAAAACCAUUAACAAGAAACGAUGAAAAUUUGAGUUUGCUCCACCCUUUAAAGGAAAAAAACCCAAUCCCUCAGCAAUAUCAGAAAUCAAAGCUACUAAAAAAACCACAAACACCUACCCUUGUGACCUUUCUAGUAUUGCUCAACACACACUAACAACAACGGGCCACUCACUCCCAUCAAUCUCAUCACAUUCUCAACAUCAAUAAAUCUUCUUUUGCUUCACCAUUUGCAGAACAGCAACCCAGAUACACUAUUCCCAGACACACACACAGAAAAUCGAAACAAUUAACCUUGGAUCUGCAAAGCCAGCACCAGGGGCCAUGGAUUCAAAUAUUCAAGACUUUAUAGACACAUGUAACUCCGACAACACCUGCAACCUCAUCACCAAUACCACCACCACCAACUUAACCACAAGUGCUACCUCUUCCUCCGCUGCUUCCACCUCCAUCGCCAGCAGCAGCCGCUACGAGAACCAGAAACGCCGUGACUGGAACACCUUCGGUCAAUACCUCAAGAAUCACCGACCCCCUCUCUCCCUCUCAAGGUGUAGCGGUGCACACGUCCUUGAAUUCCUAAGGUACCUGGAUCAAUUUGGGAAGACGAAAGUGCACACACCGAUCUGCCCCUUUUACGGGCACCCGAACCCUCCAGCACCUUGUCCAUGUCCUCUUAGGCAAGCUUGGGGGAGCCUUGACGCUCUGAUUGGACGUUUGCGUGCAGCUUUUGAGGAAAAUGGUGGAAAGCCCGAGGCAAACCCAUUUGGAGCUCGAGCUGUGAGACUCUACCUUCGCGAGGUUCGUGAUCUGCAAUCCAAAGCAAGAGGAAUUAGUUACGAGAAGAAGAAAAGGAAGCGUCCACCACCUCAGCAACAACCCAUGCCACUGCCUCAUCAUUCUCUCCCUCCUCCAGGUGCAAGUGCAACUCAUUAGAGGAAUUCAAUUCUCACUCCAUGCCAAAUUCUACUCUUUUUCUCCCUGUCAAAACUUCUUCCUCCUCAACUGGGGUCUCUUCUUUUCAUCCAAAUAAGCUUUUAGAGUUAUGGUCUAAUUUAGUAUCACAACAUUUAGGGUUUUUUUUUUUCUUUCUUCUUUGUCAUUUUUUUUUUUUUGUGAAAGCUGCUAUAUCUGGUCUAUAUAGACUGUUUGUCUUUGGAUCCUGUUUGUUCAGGGAGAAGAAAAAGUUUAAAAUUAAAUUCUGGGAUAUCAUGCAUCUCUGCUUAAAAAGCAGACAGUGCGGUACUGGUAGUAGACUGAUAGUGCGUGGGAAGUACUGAAAAGUGGAAGUGAGACUGUGAGAGUGAAUGGAUAUACAUGGAAGCCAUGAUCCUUGUGAUGAGAAACCAAAAGUAUGGUAUUAUUAUUCAUAGUUCUACAUAUUUGUACUUUUCGAUGUUGUCAAGCUUAGACUUGUUUAUUAAUUAUGCGUCUUAAUUUUAUCAUGCUUAGCUUUUGGGAUAAAUAUUAUUUCAAUUUUCUAUUUUCCAAGGAUUCGAUUCUCCUACAUACAAAGUUGCUAACAAUUUCAUUCCACAA
This is a messenger RNA of Vigna radiata var. radiata (mung bean), 1568 nucleotides long. RefSeq names its product protein LIGHT-DEPENDENT SHORT HYPOCOTYLS 4. Gene Ontology annotation, cellular component: nucleus. Gene Ontology annotation, biological process: mRNA transcription; response to light stimulus. The transcript has 3 exons. The record is from RefSeq and is a predicted model, not a curated record. Bases 357 to 965 code for a protein of 202 amino acids. NCBI's taxonomy places the organism in Eukaryota, Viridiplantae, Streptophyta, Magnoliopsida, Fabales, Fabaceae.